AUGAAGAAUACGGAAUGCUAUGAAAGUGUUAUCCAUUUGAAUUUUAUUUUGACUAUAUUCAGAUAAUUUAUAAUGAUAUAAUAAAAUAGAGUCCCCCAAAAAAAGUUUACUCUCAAUCUGCAUAACUCAGCAAUAGAUUAUAUCGACAGAAUUCUAUCGGAAGUGUCAGGUAUAGGUAUUAAUUGAUAAAAGGAAUGAAAUGCCUCAUUUUGGAUUAGGAAACCAUCGGCAUAAUUUCACUCAUCUACUCUCAAUCACAAAUCUUGAAGAAGGAUGUCUACUUGAUGGAAAAGAUUGAUGCGGCUGCUUCCACUAAAUAGAAGCUUUAGCACAUGAAGGUUAUCUUUUUGAUUCGACCAACUUAAGUAUAGAAUGCAUUUUAAAUCUUUAGGAAAAUUAAACAUUGCUACUAUAAGAAAUAAAGGAUAAGAGAUUUUGUGAAUACUACAUCUUCUUCACCAAUACUUUAAGCAAUUUCUAUAUCGAAUAAUUGGCGGAAGCGGAUGACUCCGAUCUAAUCAAACAACUCCAAGAAAUUUAUUUGGAUUACUACAUAGUGCAGCCAGAUACUUUUACAUUAAACAUUCCCUCUACGAUUGCAUUAACUAAAAGUGUUUCACAAUGGAAUUCCAAGGAUGAGUAGCUAUUUCAAAGAGUUCUUGAGGGAUUGAGUGCCACAGUAUAUAGUCUAAGAAGGAUUCCAAUGAUAAGAUAUUAAGGAUCUAGUGAAAUUUGUGCAAAAUUGGCAUAAAAAUUGAGUCAGACGAUGAGAGAAGAAUACGAGCAAUCCUAAUCCUAGUUUAUGCUUUCCAAUUGUUUGCUCUUGAUUCUAGACAGGAGAGAAGAUCCAGCAACCUUGUUAUUGAAUCAGUGGACCUACUAGGGUAUGCUCCAUGAGUUGAUAGGAAUCUAAAAUAAUAGGAUCGACAUUCGUUAAGGUUAAAAGGCAUUGAAUUAAACUGCGGUAUAGUAUUAAUUCCUAUAAUUAGAGUANUGUACAUUUCAUCUAAAAAAAAAAUUAUUUUAUUUACACUAAUCAAAGGAUUAGAAAAGUUUACAUUUUUUUCAUUAUUAACAUUCUUGGGAUCCAAUUAAUAGUAGCUUAAUUAUUGAGUAAAGUAAACAUCUGA
Molecule: messenger RNA, 1130 nt
Organism: Paramecium octaurelia
Lineage: Eukaryota; Ciliophora; Oligohymenophorea; Peniculida; Parameciidae
Source: the annotation of a GenBank genome assembly